AUGGCCGCUCCGCAGAAUGCCCCCAUCCCCGAAGCUGGGAAGAAGGUCAUGAGCACUGUCACUAUGGCCCCUUCUCUGGGGUUCGUGCCCAUUGCUGUCCAUUUUGACCUCUUCGGCUGCCUGCAAGACAUCGGUAAACCAGCCACCGCGCAGGAUGUCUGCAGUUUUCAUUACACUAAAUACGGUGAUACCGACCUGUAUGAUACCCUUUUCCUUAUGGGAGGGUUGGGGUUCUUGGACCUUCUUCCAGACGAUGUGUACCGGGCCAACGACGUCACCCGAUUCUUGGUGGAAACGCCCUCUGCCCAGCAUGGAGCCAUGCAUUUCAAGGUUCUCUCACUAUCCAGCACAUCUGAGGGACUUUUGGCAUCGGCAUUUCUCAUGCGGCGCCUGAUGGAUACCAAGUUUGAGUAUCCGUUCCAGGAGUGCGAAACUCCGUUCCAGUAUGCACACAAACUCAUGGGCAAUGACUUCCUGGCUCGGGAACAUGUGUAUUCAGUGAUGCAUCACACGGGCCGUCUCGAUAGCUUUAACACUUUCAUGACGGGCAAAUUUGGCCGCUGGGGCACCAUGCCCGAUCGCGUCCGCAAGCUCGGGUAUGAUCUGGAUGGCUUGCUUCAAUCCACGGCUCCCGAGAAACUCCAGGUAGUUGACAUCGGUGGUGGCCGGGGUGAGCUGCUCUUGGAGAUGCAAGCAGCAUACCCGCACCUACUAAAGAAGGAGAACCUCAUUUUGCAGGAGUAUAAUGCAGACAUUGGUGUGGUUCCCGAAGUCACAGAGAUGGCCUGGAAUUACAAAGAGGAUGGCAGCGAGCAGCCUGUCAAGGGAGCUUUGCUGUAUUCCAUGGCUCACGUCCUCCACAAUUUGUCGGAUAUUGAGUCCAUCAAGCUGUUGGCCAAGGUCGCUAGUGUCAUGGCCCCGUCUUCACGUCUGCUCAUUCAGGAGUUUACGAAGAAUGCAGCUAGUUCGACCACCCAUGCCGCGAUGAUCUUGAUGCAUGCUGGCCGAGAACGGACCCGCGCGGAGUGGAGGGAUCUUGCGGCCUUUGCAGGCUUGCAAAUAACUUUCGAGGCGUACCCACCAAAUGGAGAGUGUGUUGUCGAGCUGAGAAGAGUACUUAAUUGA
This is a messenger RNA of Aspergillus eucalypticola CBS 122712, 1125 nucleotides long. Its product is annotated as putative O-methyltransferase. Gene Ontology annotation, molecular function: O-methyltransferase activity. The record is from RefSeq and is a predicted model, not a curated record. NCBI's taxonomy places the organism in Eukaryota, Fungi, Ascomycota, Eurotiomycetes, Eurotiales, Aspergillaceae. The transcript is spliced from 4 exons. Bases 1 to 1125 code for a protein of 374 amino acids.